AUGGCGACGUCCCGCGCUGCCCGCGCCCUCCUCCUCCUCCUGCUCCUGCUUUGCCUGCCCGCGCUGAGGCGGGGGGCGCGGGGCAGCGGGCAGCGCCUUCGGGGUUGUCCUGCGCCGUGCCGCUGCGAGCAGGAGGGCAUGCUGCUCCGAGCAGACUGCUCCGACAUGGGGCUGACGGCCGUGCCCGCCAACCUCAGCGCCUUCACCUCCUACCUUGAUCUCAGUAUGAACAACAUUACUAAGCUGCCCUCGAACCCCGUGCACAAUCUCCGCUUCCUGGAAGAGCUACGUCUUGCAGGAAAUGGCUUGACAUACAUUCCUAAGGGAGCAUUUUCUGGCCUUUUCAGUCUUAAAGUGCUAAUGCUGCAGAAUAACCAACUACGCCAGGUUCCUACUGAAGCACUCCAGAACUUGCGCAGUCUGCAGUCUCUACGCCUGGAUGCCAACCACAUCAACUAUGUGCCCCCCAACUGCUUCAAUGGUUUGGUCUCCCUCAGACACCUGUGGCUAGAUGAUAAUUCUUUGACAGAAAUACCCAUCCAAGCUUUUAGAAGUUUACCAGCACUUCAGGCAAUGACACUGGCACUGAAUAAAAUUCAUUACAUACCGGACUAUGCUUUUGGAAACCUCUCCAGUUUGGUAGUACUACAUCUCCAUAACAAUAGAAUCUACUCCCUGGGAAAGAAAUGCUUUGAUGGGCUCCACAGCCUGGAGACUUUAGAUUUAAAUUACAACAGUCUGGACGAGUUCCCCACUGCUAUCAGGACACUAACAAACCUAAAAGAACUAGGAUUUCAUAGCAACAACAUCAAGUCAAUACCUGAGCGUGCGUUUGUAGGUAAUCCAUCACUUAUUACAAUACAUUUUUAUGAUAACCCCAUCCAGCUUGUUGGAAAAUCUGCUUUUCAAAACUUACCAGAACUCAGAACUCUGACUUUAAAUGGUGCCUCACAGAUAACAGAGUUUCCUGAUCUGACUGGGACUACAAGUCUGGAGAGUUUGACACUCACAGGAGCACAGAUCACCUCUCUCCCCAGAUCAGCUUGUGACCAGUUGCCUAAUCUCCAAGUGCUAGAUUUGUCUUAUAAUCUGCUGGAAGAUUUACCCUGCUUUACUGCAUGUAGAAAGCUACAAAAAAUUGACUUGCAUCAUAAUGAAAUUGAUGAAAUCAAAGCAGAUACAUUCCGGCAGCUGGCUUCUCUUCGUUCUCUGGAUUUAGCUUGGAACAAAAUUAAAAUUAUUCACCCCAGUGCCUUCUCCUCUUUACCAUCUCUGAUCAAACUGGAUGUGUCAUCCAACCUUUUGUCCUCUUUUCCUGUGACGGGGCUACAUGGUUUAACUCAUUUAAAAUUAACAGGAAAUCAUGCACUACAAAGUUUGAUAUCAUCUGACAAUUUUCCUGAACUCAAGGUCAUGGAAAUGCCAUAUGCUUAUCAGUGUUGUGCCUUCGGAGCUUGUGAGAGCCACUACAAAAUCUCCAGCCAAUGGAACAAAGAUGAGAAUAGCAGCACUGAUGAUUUUCCCAGGAAGGAUAUUGGGUUGUUACAAAUUCAAGACGAGCGUGACUUUGAAGAUUUUCUUCUCGACUUUGAAGAAGAUUUGAAAGCUCAUCAUUCAGUGCAAUGUUCGCCUUCUCCAGGUCCCUUCAAACCAUGCGAUCAUCUGUUUGGUAGCUGGCUGAUCAGAAUUGGAGUAUGGACCAUCGUUGGUUUGACCUUUGUUUGCAAUGCGCUGGUGACAGCUACAGUUUUCAGAUCUCCAUUGUAUAUGUCCUCCAUAAAGCUUUUGAUUGGUCUAAUAGGUAUUGUAAAUGCCUUGAUGGGUCUUUCCAGUGGAGUACUGGCUAGUGUGGAUGCAUCAACUUUUGGUAGCUUUGCUCAGUAUGGAGCACAGUGGGAAAGUGGAAUUGGUUGCCAAAUGACUGGUCUUCUCUCCAUUUUUGCUUCAGAAGCUUCCAUUUUCCUCCUUACCCUGGCUGCGCUUGAGCGUGCCUUCUCGAUAAAGCAUGCUACAAAGUUUGAAACAAAAUCCUCUAUUGCUAGUGUAAAAAUUGCCAUUUUCUUUUGUUUUAUGUUGGCAUUAGUCAUUGCAGUGAUACCUCUCCUCACUGGUAGUGAGUAUGGGGUUUCUCCACUUUGUUUGCCAUUACCAUUUGGAGAACCCACUGCUAUGGGCUACAUGGUAGCGCUAGUAUUGCUGAACUCACUUUGUUUCCUGGUAAUGACUAUUGCUUAUACAAAGCUCUACUGCAGUUUAGAAAAGGGAGAACUAGACAAUAUUUGGGAUUGUUCUAUGGUCAAACAUAUAGCCUUGCUGCUUUUUACUAAUUGCAUUCUUUAUUGCCCUGUAGCCUUCUUAUCUUUUUCCUCCUUACUAAAUCUUACCUUUAUCAGCCCAGAAGUGAUAAAGUCCAUCCUGCUGGUGAUUGUCCCACUGCCUGCGUGUCUAAACCCACUCCUUUAUAUAUUGUUCAAUCCACACUUCAAGGAAGACUUGGGAAGUUUGCGAAAGCAAACUCUCUUAUGGAGGAGACCAAAACAUGCUAGUCUGAUCUCUGUGAAUUCAGAAGACAUAGAAAAACAAUCUUGUGACUCAACACAAGCACUGGUAACCUUCACAAGUGCUAGCAUAUCAUACGACAUGCCUACCAGCAAUUCACUCAUGCCAUCGUCUUAUCAAAUGACGGAAAGCUGCAAUAUUUCAUCCGUAGCAUUUGUUCCAUGUCGCUAGUUUCAGCGGCAAUGCAGAAAAUAUUUAUGUUUACAAAAUUUUUUAACCCAAAAGUAAGUAUGGGUGUGUGUUUUCAAGCUAGAGAUUGCCUCUGAAUUACUGUCACAUGCAUCACAAAACAGAUGAUGACUAAAAUCACAGCAGGCUGAAAAUCCAAUAGUUUAGCCUUCUGUUUCAGAGCUACUGGAAUGAAGAGCAGGUGGAUGGUCAAGAGCAAAAAUACUGUGCUGAAUCAGUAAUGUUUUUCUUCAACACACCACCUGGCACAGUUUGUUUCGUGUUAUGGCUUUUUUGUUAUUUUUUCCUACUUAAUAUAAUUUGAUCUUAAUAAUAGAUAUUCAGUGCCAAGUCUGUUUUUAUAAAUGCCUGCAUGUGGCCCUUGUUCAGCAAGGUAUCUAAGUGAAAGAGUAGUCCUGUUGGAAAACCUAAAGGUUUUUGCAGAAUAUACUUCAAUGAAGCUCCUUGUUCAACUGAUAAAGUCCAUUUAAUAGUUUACCUGCUGCUGGGUUUGGUUUUUCAGAAGUUGUCUGACAUGACAAAGUAUUUGAAUUGCCAGCAAAAUCUACAGAAUUAAUAUACAAUAUAAAAGCAAUUAAUCAAAAUCCUGAUAAGCACUUAGAAUGAAAUCAUAAAUGGCAAGCCAUUGCUACAUGAGUAUUUUUUUUACUAAGCUUCUGCACAAUCUGGUCAUGAAUUACCAGCAUGCCAGUAGAAUUACUGUUGGUAAUACUGACAGAUUAGACAUUCAUAGAAUUUGAGGGUAGGAAAUACUACGCAGAAGGUCACGAAUACAGGCAGACUGGCGUGUUGAGUACAAAUAAAUGGUAUGAAAGGCACUCAUACAAAAACACUGAUGUAAGGUCAGUCGUCUAGGAAUGAAAAUGAUAGUCCUGCUCCAGGCAUUUCUAGAAAGCCUCUCCAGGUCAUUAGUUGAAGAUGUGGAGGUCUCUGUGUCUUUUCAACUAAUAGUUAGGUACAGGAAUACAAGAAGGAGCGAAGGUUUUGUGAUCCGUGUUCUUAGCACUGAUGCAAGCACCACAGGAAUAUUUCAGACAGUUUUUGUAUUCACAUGCUAUAAAGAACAUUGGGAAAGUAAAACAUUUGAAUGCCACAAAUAUAUAUAUAUAUAUAUGUAUUUUUUUAAAAAAAAGAAAAGCUUAUCAAAUAAGCAGCUUGACCACAGUUUGUAAGUAGCUACUUCUGGGAAACAGAAGUUUGAAAGAAAGGACUAAGUCAGGAGGAGAAGAAUCUGGUAAGAUCCCAUGGAGGUUGAUGGUAGGUGUGUAUACACAGCAUAAAAAUAAAGGUGUGAAUUGCUGACAGUAACGGUCAUUGCCAAGUAGAACAAUUCGCCACGGCUUGGAACGAAAACUCUGUCACUGAGGAAGUUCAAAUUGGAUACAUUGCCAAAAAAGGUUUUGGAGCAGCUAUUGGAAUUCAGGGAUGCCUGAUGGCAUUAGUUUAGGAGUCGGUUAGAUUAGAUGAACAUAGAGUUACCUCUCUUGAUUGUAAUAUGUUAAUACUUUGCUGAAUCAUGAUGUGUACAUUUACACAUCAAGCAAUUAGGUGAGAAGACUUCAGACCUUUUCCAAGUGUACAGAGCUCCCUUCCUUUGCCCAGAAGACAAGCAGUCUUUGACCUUGGCUGAGCCAUCAGAGGCUUCCAAUCAUCUUUUCUUAGAGCUGGCAUAUUUUGCUCAAGUGAGCUGAUCAUUUACGACACGGAAGUGCACAGUUUUGUUAAAAAUAGCUCCCAGAGGAGUAACCUUUAAUAGCCCAGUAAUCACUUCACAGUUAAUGGCCACUCAACUUCUAGGUGAAUGAGACUAAUUUUUGAACAUUACCACAGUUAGGCUAGCCCAGUAAUUAAGGAAAUCAGUUACAGAUGGUCGCUGUUGUUCAUGUGUUACUGUAUAUGCAACUUUCUGGGACCCGCAGGAUGGAUUUUCACAGUGAAGACUCUAUUGCCAGCAAUGGAUAUGCCUUGGCUUUCUUGUCCACUCACACUGGCAUAUUUGCAGUUUUGCAGUUACAGAUGGCAUCAGUUGACUUUGGCUGACAGGAAAAAAAAAAAAAAUGAACCAAUGCUGAAAUUAUGUAUGAUAAAGUCAGCUGAGAACUUAUCGGAAUCCUUUAUCUCUUGUGGGUUUUGAAGCAGUGCAGCAUACAGCUGGGGAAUGAUGCCUGAAACCACUUUGAAUUAAACAGAGGGUCAGUCAACCAUUGCACAAUACCUAUUAUCAUGUUUACUUAGCUUUAAUUUAACUGGGGUCUGUCUGUGCUGCGCUGCUUAAUGUCAGUGAAAUUCCUUUCAGCUCGCUAUAUUUAAGAAGUCUGUGAAGUGAUUUGAGAAUCAAAGUAAUGUUAUAAUUCUAAAGACUGGUUAAAGAAAGCUUCUUUUAUCAAAACUUUUUUAGCUUGCAGAAAGUCCUAAAGGCUCCAUGUCUUAUUUUUAUAAGCAUGUUUGAAAUAUUUUGAUCAAAUAUUUUAAACUUGAAAUUGUUAAAAUUCAUUUCAUAGAUUUUAAAGUAAAAAUUUGUAAAUAUAGAACUGUAUUUAUUAUUACAGUGAAAUGCAACUCCACUAUAGGACAUGAGAUUAAGCCCUGUACAGUUUCGUAUUGAUAUUUGCUAUAUUUUCUGCUCAAAUAUAUUACUAAAGUCAUUAUCUGUAAAUAAUAUAAUGUAAAUGUGUAGUGAUUGUAAAUAGAUGAUGUGCUUUCUUUUCUACCGGUGUUCCAAACAUAUGUCAGUUGUAAUAAAAUGUGUCUACACAGUAAAGAGCAUUUAAUCAGGGCUUGACACCUCA
Molecule: messenger RNA, 5537 nt
Organism: Coturnix japonica (Japanese quail)
Lineage: Eukaryota; Metazoa; Chordata; Aves; Galliformes; Phasianidae
Gene: LGR5
Product: leucine rich repeat containing G protein-coupled receptor 5
Biological process (GO): hormone-mediated signaling pathway; adenylate cyclase-activating G protein-coupled receptor signaling pathway; activation of adenylate cyclase activity
Cellular component (GO): plasma membrane
Molecular function (GO): G protein-coupled peptide receptor activity; protein-hormone receptor activity; protein binding
Source: RefSeq, a predicted model, not a curated record